Messenger RNA from Sungouiella intermedia, 735 nucleotides. The record is from the annotation of a GenBank genome assembly. Lineage: Eukaryota; Fungi; Ascomycota; Pichiomycetes; Serinales; Metschnikowiaceae.
AUGUCUCUAGAGGCCAGAAGAGCACUUUACUUCAAAUUUUGUGUGGGUGCACGAUUUCGAUUAACGCCUGUCCCCACCAAUAGCAAAGAGGUGAAGUUUCUAUAUGAUAGCUUCCAGAAGUUGGGAACAUUGGAGUAUUUCAAUGUCCAGGAGGCCAAACACACAGAUACAAACCUAUAUGGUCGUCAUGUGACGGUUUUGUUAAAUGCGUCGGAUCAGAGGAGUCAACUAGACCCAUUGGGUGGUGUGGACUCAGGUAUCAAGACAACUACAGUUACGCUACGACAACGCCAACACGAGUUGAGCGAAUAUUUGAAGUCCAUUUGUGGCAUUUGUCGGUACUCAUAUAUCGAGAACGACGAGCUCUAUUUCCAGGGGAGAGUACAGGUGCCGUUUAAGCAUACCUUAACUGCUGGGGCCAGACAGUAUGCUGAGCAGUACCGUAUGAGCAGUUCAACGGUCAACAGCCCUUUUACCACAUUAGAAACCACGCUUCGGCGCAGUGACAUUUUGGCUGGGGUGAGGCAUAAUUUUCAGAAGUUUCACAAGAUGGAACCGGAGUUUGUCGAGAAUGGGAUGCGUGCCGUGCUGCGAAUUACCGGCGAGAAGUACAGCACAACUGUCGACGUGGAUGCUAAUGAGUAUGGCGAUGUAAACAUCACUGAUUUGGGAAGACUGCCUGCCAUGCGUAACGUUCGUGGGAAACAAGUUUUCUCCGGGUUUAUAGACAAAUGA